Cheilinus undulatus (humphead wrasse) is the source of this 1541-nucleotide messenger RNA. It is a transcript of the gene bpnt1, whose product is annotated as bisphosphate nucleotidase 1. The coding region runs from base 349 to 1359 and encodes 336 amino acids. The record is from RefSeq and is a predicted model, not a curated record. Gene Ontology annotation, biological process: phosphatidylinositol phosphate biosynthetic process. The transcript is spliced from 10 exons. Gene Ontology annotation, molecular function: 3'(2'),5'-bisphosphate nucleotidase activity. Lineage: Eukaryota; Metazoa; Chordata; Actinopteri; Labriformes; Labridae.
UUGCUUGUAGCCGUUACACCGGUGACAAAUUUGAAUGUUUCUGCGCUUAGUUGCGAUACAAAAACUACUCCACACCUUCUGUCUUAAAGGUGGUGUUUUUUGUCGACAAAAACUUACGAAAUAAGCCCGUUCAAGAGUUUCCUGUAUACAUUUUAACCUGAAAUGUAGCAGACGUUGCUAGCUUACGCGCUAGCUACGAUAGCUAACGAAUCGAUGGUAAUGUAAAAUCGUGACACAUGAUAUCAGCUCUUUGGGUGAAAGUUCCUUAUAUACUUCUGACAGCUGACAAAUUCAACUGAAAGAACUUGUAAAAGCUGUUCUCAAGCCAUUGCUGCAUCUGACAUCACCAUGUCUGGGAGUCCAGUGGUUAUGCGAUUGGUGGCCUCUGCCUACAGUGUGGCUGAAAAAGCUGGGUCCAUUGUGAGAAAAGUCCUUCACAGUGGAGAGCUCGGUAUUGUUGAAAAGUCAGGAGCUAAUGAUCUACAGACACUGGCAGACAGACUGGCACAGCAGAGCAUUUGUGCGUCACUGUCCAGACACUUCCCCAAAAUCACCAUCAUUGGAGAGGAGGAUCUCCCGGCUGAGGAGAUCAAGGAAGAUCUCAUUGAGAGCGGUCACUCAGAGGAAAUCCUUCAGAAGACGUGUCCUGCAGAAUACAGCAGGCUGAAAGAGGAAGAGCUUGUUGUUUGGGUUGAUCCCCUCGAUGGAACAAAGGAAUAUACUGAAGCAUCAAGGUGUCUCCAUCACCAAACUGAGGCCCAGAUACCACACAAUGGAUUGGACACCUCUCAAGUUCAAAGCACAGCUCUCUGGCUGCUGGAUAAUGUCACAGUGCUCAUUGGUAUUGCAUACGGAGGCAGAGCCAUUGCAGGUGUCAUCAACCAGCCUUUCUACAACUAUCAGCUUGGAGCAGGGGCAAAUUUAGGACGGACCAUGUGGGGGAUGCUGGGAUUGGGCGCCUUUGGAUUUCAGCUGCAUGAAGUCCCAGGAGAUAGACGGAUAGUCACCACUACACGUUCCCAUAGUAACAAGCUGGUGACGGACUGUGUGGACGCAAUGGAGCCCCAUGAAGUUAUAAGAGUGGGUGGUGCAGGAAAUAAGAUAAUCCAGCUUGUUGAAGGAAAAGCUUCUGCUUACGUCUUUGCCAGCCCAGGAUGCAAAAAGUGGGACACCUGUGCUCCUGAAGCCAUUCUGCACGCUGUUGGAGGUAAACUGACUGACAUGCAUGGUAAUGCAUAUCGCUACGAUGCUGAUGUAAAGCACAUGAAUUCUGCCGGUGUUCUUGCUACACUACGUAACCAUGAGUAUUAUGUCAGUAGAGUGCCACAGUCUGUGCUGCAAGCGCUCAAGUCACAGUGAGGUCUGUCUGCAUCAGAAAUCACACUAAUGUCGCCUUAUCAAUCAGAGAUCAUGCAUAGACUGAAUUUAAAAAGAGAUUAAUGCUAAAUCUACAUACAUACAUGCAAAGAAAACAUCUAUGUAAGUAUUUUAUAAAAUACUUUUUGUACUCUUUCAAACAUACAAUAAAUAAAUGUUCACUC